Daphnia pulicaria is the source of this 1090-nucleotide messenger RNA. RefSeq names its product leukocyte elastase inhibitor-like. The record is from RefSeq and is a predicted model, not a curated record. The coding region runs from base 194 to 1090 and encodes 298 amino acids. The transcript has 7 exons. Lineage: Eukaryota; Metazoa; Arthropoda; Branchiopoda; Diplostraca; Daphniidae. Gene Ontology annotation, molecular function: serine-type endopeptidase inhibitor activity.
UCAGUGUUUCGUAAGUUUUCCCUUAUCUCCCUAGUCAUAGUCGUAUCGGACCAUCACUUAGUUUUCACGCUUCACACGGACAAGUGCUGAAAAAAUUUAUAUUGAAAAUACUUCUGUUUAAUAUUUGUACAGUUCUCUAGCUUGAGUGACAGCAACUGUUUUCAUAGCUUUGGGAUUUUAUCAUAUUUCUACAAUGGCUUCAAUUUCCAAAACUCCAAUUACGAUAGCUGAUCAGGCAAAAGCUGCAGCUGCACUUCAGAACUUUUCUGUUUCUUUGUUCCAGGCAGUUGGAAAGCAUCAUAGCCCAACAGAAAAUGUUUUCAUUUCUCCUUUUAGCGUUGCUGCAGUUUUAAGUAUGGUAGGUGUUGGUGCCAGAGGCAAUACAGCUGUACAACUAAAGAAAUCAAUGGGCCUUACAAACUAUGUAGCUGAAAAUGGGAAUAGUGAUAGUGUGAUUGGAAGCCUUAUUCAAAGCAUCAAGGGUGAUGAAAAAUUUACUCUCGUAGCCGCUAAUCAGCUUUACGUUGCCGAAAAGUAUCAGCUCACUGAUGACUUUAAACAAAACUUGAAUGACAAUUAUGGAGCCGCUGGGCAAACCGUUGAUUUUGCCGUAGAUGCUUCACGCAAAAAAAUCAAUGAGUUGGUGGAAGAAUUCACCCAGCAAAAAAUUAAAGAUCUUCUACCUGAAGGAUCGGUGAAUUCUUUAACCAAAUUGGUGUUGGUCAAUGCCGUAUAUUUUAAGGGAAAUUGGAUGCAAAAAUUCGACUCGUCGCUUACCGCAGUACAACCUUUCUAUUUAGGAUCCAAAGACAAACAAAAGAAUGUUAAUAUGAUGCAUAUUGAUGCGGAAUUUCGCACUGGAUACAUCGAGAGCCUGGACGCUCGACUUUUGGAGCUGCCCUAUAGGGGUUGGUUUUUUAGCAUGUUCAUCGUACUUCCCAACAAAAUUGAUGGGUUGCCUGCAAGAGUACAGAGACUCAGAGUCUUAGACGAAAAAAGCUCGACUAAUUCGCUGAAAGCAUGGCUGAAAGUCUGCAACGUCCUGAUGAGUCAGCUGUCAGCUCUCAGUAUUCUUAAAUCUGAAGUCUGA